Drosophila willistoni is the source of this 1069-nucleotide messenger RNA. RefSeq names its product tumor necrosis factor alpha-induced protein 8-like protein (gene sigmar). The transcript has 4 exons. The record is from RefSeq and is a predicted model, not a curated record. Bases 210 to 842 code for a protein of 210 amino acids. Gene Ontology annotation, biological process: regulation of apoptotic process. Lineage: Eukaryota; Metazoa; Arthropoda; Insecta; Diptera; Drosophilidae. Gene Ontology annotation, cellular component: cytoplasm.
CCUAUCGUUUCGCUGUUUUUGUUUUGUUGCUGCCCCUGCUUACUUUAAGUUUGAAUUGCAUAAAAUAAGUUUAAACUAACUCAAUAAUUAAGUAAAAUAUAUCAAAAUUCGGCAUAAAUGCGCUAAUUUCCGACUGAUUCAUCAAAGCUGCACAUUAUUCAUUGCCAAGGAUACUCCGCCAAGGAUAUUAGUGAAACAGUCGCCUUAUCAUGUCGGUGGCAAGUUUACGCCAGAGCUUGUUGCUCUGGAGUGUCGACUAUUGGAAUUUGGAAGUCAUGACGGAUAAUGUGUUCAAGUCGCAAGAUAUUGGGUUACGCGCUCAAAAGAAAAUACUCUCACGAAUGGCCACAAAAAACAUAGCAAAGACGUUUAUUGACGGCACGACAGCGUCAUUACUGGAUAAUCUUUACAGGCUUUGCAAGAUGCAUACGGGGAAUAAGGCCCGAUCAGAGAAAUUGAUUAAGAAUAUCAUUAAAAUUGUCAUAAAAAUUGGUGUCCUACAUCGAAAUAAUCAGUUUAGUGACGAAGAGAUUCAGAAGGCUGAAUAUUUCAAACGCAAAUUUCAGAAAACUCAGCUAUCGAUUAUAUCAUUUUACGAAGUGGACUUCACUUUUGAUUUGAACUAUUUGCAAGAAAGUAUAGCAGAAUCGCACAAGGCCCUAAAGUCGAUUGUACAGCCCCAUUUAACAGAGAAAUCAUUGGGCCGCAUCGAUGAAGUAUUUGAUUUCUUUGGCGAUGCAACUCUUCUGGAAACCGCGUUUAAGCGCGACUCUCCCUAUCGCGAGGUAAUGGGGAAAAUUGUGGCAGACAUUAAUUCAGCAAUGGAGACUGGCGAUAUUUGAACCAAUGUCGAAAGCAUACAAAGGCUAUAGAUAAUGAAACCAAAUAUAUAUGGGGCUAUUUCAAAUAUAGCGAUAGAGAAAAAAAGUGCGAGCUGCACCCACCAACACCAAAAUACAAAGUACUAAUCAUAGGACACGCCUAAAACACAUUUUUUAAAUCUAAAUUUUUCAAUUUUUAAAAUGGUGAUACCGUUGACAACAAUAUCAACUUAAAACUACAUGAGAAA